CAAAUGUUGAAUAAGGUUGGUAACUAUUUUAUAUAGGUAUAUACUAUGUAUAUGUAAUACAUAUACAUAUACAUAUUAUGUACAUACUUUUUGAAAUAAAUAUUUUAAUUUAGGUAGGAAAGCGCCUAAUAAAUGAUUAAUUUAUAGGUACCUAACCUAUACUCCCAUGUAAAAGUAGUCAUACAAAAUGUUUAGCAAUAAAAUUUACAAUAACAAUUGAACCUUUUAUACAUAUAUAUUUUUACCAAAAAAAAAAAAAUGGUUUCAAUAAAUUUAAAAUAAUUUGUAUCUGUGUAUAGGUAUCUAUAAAAAAUGUUUAAACAACCUAUUUUAAAUAAAAAUACGUUUAUAAUUUGUCAUCAAUAAAUAAUAUUUAAUGGUGUAAAAUACAAGUUUUGUAAUGGCUGUAAUUUGUUUAAAAUAAUUUAAUCAACGAACCUUUUAGGUAGUUUUAUUUAUGGUGUUUAUAACAUUUUUUUUUCAAUGCAAUUAAAUUCUAUAUAAAUUUAAUAAUACACUAUGGCAGUAUUAUUUGAUGUAAAUAUGGUUGAUUGAAUUUAAUAUAAAUUCAGAAUGAAUUAGGUAUAUGUAUUUAUAAUAUCUUUAUGUGUUAUGAGUCAUAACUAUUUCUAUGGGUAGUUCAUAAAUUAUGACCUAGAUAAAGCAAAUCUAUAGAUAGGUAGGUAAACUAAUAAAAUGUUGAUGUUUAACAAUCUAUAAUUUAUAUAGGUAAAUUAAAUUUAUUAGGUAAUUUAUUAGGUAUAAUUGAAUACCUUCAAAAUGAAAAUUAAACUCACUUGUUAAAUUGGUCAAACAGUUUUUGUUUAACAAAAUAUUCAUACACACCUAUAGAGUUAUAACUCAUUUUUUAGUCUUGAUGUUAUGACAGAGGACAUGUUUAAGAUCUUAUUGUAAAUUAUACAUAUUCAUUUUUUUUUUAGUAUAAACCAUGCAAUUAUAUGAGAAGAUUUUGAAUAGGAUAAUUGAUUUUGGACUUUUUCUCCCAAUUAUUAUAGAAACGUUUAAUAGGUAAUCUUAUUAAAAAGAUAAGUUUUAAUGAUUUAAAUGAAAGAAGUAACAAGAAAGAAAUAACAAUAAUGCAUCUUUUAUAGAUACCUACUGAAAUAAGACCACAUUUGAAGAAUAAAAUAUUUUAAAUAAAAAUAUUCUGUUUGACUUUUGGAAGAUAGGUAAUCAUUUUUGUAUGUUUUAAUGGUUUUAGUAAGUAAUAGGCAGGUUGGUAAAAUAGUUAUGUAUUAAAUAUCCACUAUUUUCUAUUUAUUUAAAUUAUUUGUAUAGCUAUAAAGACUCAAAAAUACAUAUAGUACCAAUAUAAAAAAAUAACAAAACAAAAUAAUUGACUAAUGAAUUAUAAUAACGUAUUUAACUAAAACAUAUUAGGUAUAGGUAGGUCGGUAGGUACCUACCUACCUAGUGCCUAAUUUUAAAAAAUAUCCACAUUGCAUUAAAUUAAUUGAACUAGACAUUUUAACAUCAAUAAUAUCUUUGAACUGACGAAAUUAUUGCACAAUUAGCGGAUAUGGUAAUAAUAUGAUAUAUACCUAUACAAUAAUAAAUGCAAAUAAAUAUAUUUAGAAUCUUGUCAACAUCAUUUUGGUAUUGAUUUAAUAAUUAGAAAAAUAUCGCGCGCUGUGGCGCUAUCUAUUUACGUACCUUGGUAGUUCACUACUUAUUAAAUUUAAAAAUCCAUAUUAUACUACCCCGAAAAAUAUUUUAUAUUUAAUAGGUCCAGCUAGGUACUAUAUUUUGAAUUGUCUGUAUCGUUGUAGUUUUUUUACAAGUGUUUAUCUCUAUACUAAUGUUCGUAGCAGAAUAGUGUACUAAAUGAAACGACUUUCAAUCCAUACCUUACAAAUGCAAAUAAAUACCCAUGUACCGACAUAUUGUUACAUUAUAAAAUAUAGGUUUCAAAAUAAGUGAAUAGAUUUCAUAUUACACACAUUUAUAAAUAUCCAAAUUCGAUGUAGUUUUCUAUACAUUCAUCGUCGCCGUAAUUUUAAGUAUAAUAUUUUUGUAUGAAUGAAAUUUGAUAGUAAAAUACAGUAAAAGUUCAACCAUUAAUUCCGCAAUCCGCCAAACACCCCCCGCCCCACACACACACACACACACACACAGCUUGCCGCUAUGCGAAAUUGUGUCUAUAAAAACAAAUCGCUUAAAUGACCUGUUAUUGCGUUGUUUUAAUUACCUGGGAACAAAGGCUCGAAAAUGGAUUGGUGCGCUAGCUGCGGGUCGGGGGAAAGGAACUCCCGGGUAGUCCGCGGGAGGUGGUCGCCCGGGCCGUCACGUAGUCGGUCUGAUGACUGGUGGGUCAGACCGGGAGGGGGGCAUUGCACGGUGUUAUACGCGAGCACAAAGGAACCAACGCAGUCGCAAAAGUCGACGCAAAAGCGUUUCCCCGGCAACGGAAAUUGUUCGCUCCCCCCGUGAAUCGAUUUGCCCGCGGUCUCGUCCUGGCUCGGCGUCCCGGUUGCCUUCCAGACGUCUCUCCACCGUCGUUGCGCAACUACUUUGUCGCUGGUGAAAUUUUCCGACCAGAAGAAAAAAAAAAAAUGUCCCUACGUCUGUUAAAUCAGGUAAGAUAUUGUGUUUUUAAAUAUACACGCAGACGUUAACAUCGCGAAGAACGCGCGCGUAAUCAAUCGAACAGUUUUUAAAGGCGUAAUUCUCGUAAAAUCUCCGCGCACACACACACACACACACACACAAAUACACGCACACACGCGCAUACACACGCACACACGCGCAUACACACACACACACACACAAGUGCAGCCCGGAUUCGUGACCCGGGGAUCAUAUGACCGACAUGUUUUCCUGCGCAUUAGACCACUGCGCUCUCGCUGGAGCGCAUCGAUGAACUCGGUUGACAUUCAACUUUUCUUUCUUUCCAAUUACUGUAAUUACUUUUUAGAUGAACUUCAACACCGUCCUUUAAACCCUACGACUCGUUGUCUGAGCUAACACCGUCCAAGGUAGCACAAUGAUUGUUCCUAGUGUCGGGUUGUUUACCGCUCUGAUCUUGCAAAUCGGGUGGUCCAAAUGUGGUUUGCCACCAUCAAAUAAUGAGAUUACUCAGAACUUCUUGUGGAACACUGGUAAAUUAAUUUACAUCCAAACCAAUCGCUAAAGGGGUUCAUGUUAAUUAAUUUUAAAAUGAUGCGUAGACGCGGUGGAAUGGAGAAUCGGCGAAUGGGAACCGUGCACUAGAUCUGAUGAUACAGGGCUGAACGACAAACAGGGAAUACGUCGCAGAAAAAUAUCUUGUGUUAUGGUUAUACACGAUGGAAUAAAACUCGAGGUAAGAUAUUAUUUCCAACGUAAUAAUAUGUUAGUCAUACAAGUUGUAAUAUUUAUUUUCUAGUGAACAAUAAUUACUUUAAUAUAAAAUUUACUUACAUUACACAAGGUAAAAAAAUGUUUAUUGGUCGGUUGGUUUUUAAUUUUUUCGAGGUAGGAAAUGUAAUUUUCAGUAACAUUAAAUAUCUAAAACAGAAACAUUUAUUAUUUGUAUUGAUUAAUUUUAGAUUCUAACUAUAGAAAAUUAGUUUUACUUUAAUGUGUAUUUAUUUAUUACCGUUUUUAUUUAUUUGUGUUUGUGUACAAUUUUUCUACCAAACGUCUUGCUCCAAUCAAACAACGAUGAGCUAAAUAUGUUUUGGUACUUUAAUCUAAUUGAGUCGUAUUGAGAAGGUCAAUUUUUGAUUUAAAAGUUUACGAUACUAUCCAUUAUUUGUUGCAAUUUUCACAGAAUACUUACGUUCAACUUUUCUAGAAGUUGUAUUCUAUAAACAAUUUUAAAAUAUUCUGGAGAAUUUUGAGUUUAUAAGCAUUUUGUAUUUUCGAAUUGUCUUAGUUUUUAUUUGGUUUUCUGUAUGUGAAAUGAUUUUACCUAAUAGAAAUGUUUGACAAUUUAACACGAAAUUCAUUGGUUGUUAAAAAAAUUAAGUUAAGCGUAAUGUAUAAUGAUAUUUUUUUAUAAGCCUUUAUGUUUAAAUUCCGAUGAAAAUCAUAAAAAUGACCCCAAUUUAAAACAUGUUUACUCAAACUUCGCUCAGAAUAAUAUUUCAUCAACAAUGAUUUAUCGUUACGCACAGAUAUAAAUUAAAUAACUUCAUGUAUCACACCUUACCAACUUAUAACCUACAAUAGUGACACGCCCAAUCAGCAUCAUCAGCCCUUUUUUUUUUUUUUUUUUUUUUUGUGCGUCUGUGAACACCUUUGUUUACAUUAAAUUUACAAACAAAUUAGUUGAAUUUAAAUAUAUUCCAUCACGUUAAGUUAAUUGUUUGUAGUUUAAAAUUUUAAUUAGUACUACUUAUUAAGUAGGCACAGGCAGUCCCGUAUAGUAAAAUAAGUAUAGGUACGCCGUAAACCUACUCCCAAAUAGUUUUUUUUUUUUUUUCAAAGGCAUCAUGAUAAUAUAUUAUUAUUAUCAUUGCCUAUUCCGCGUGAAUAUAAUUACGAUGCACGGACUGCGGAGUAUGAUAAACGUGAAAGUACCAAAUACUAUUGGUAGAAAAUAAUACGGGUCAAUUGCGUUAAAAAUCGGAACAUAAUUCGGCCACCUAAAAGCACAAUAUGAGUUGUCUACUUAGACCAUUUACGGUGUCAACUGUGGUAUACUAAUAACCAAAAUUUACUUAUCUUAAAUCGUGCUAAUAACUAAUAUGAUAAUAAUAUUUUAUUCUUAUCAUCAUGGUUCAUGAGUCAUCAGCGUGCUCUUAGAUUUCACACUUUCACGUAUAAAUAGUAACCAAACCUCACUAGUGUGGAAUAAUGGUGAGGAGGAAGACAUAGUAAUACCUAUAUUAUUCUGAUUUUUCAUUACUAGCUGCCCGAUAUAGAAAAUAAUAAAUCCAAAUACAGUAAUUAUAAUCAGUAUUGUGUAUCAUCUAGGUUGGUAUAUUUUCAUCUUUUAUCUUUCUGCAUAAAUGAGAAAUAAAUUAUUUGAGUAAAUAGUUGAAUGAUUUAGAUAAAUCUUUUUAAAUCUUAGUUUAUAUACUAUUAUAUUUAUUAUAAAUAAUAGAUAAAAUACUACGUUUAUAUUCAUAUAAUCUUACAAUAUAAACUAUAUCAAUUACACAACCUUAUUGAAAUCUAGAUAUGUACCAAAUCUAGUUAUCUUAAUACCUAGUUAUAGGUUAUAGCACUUAGUUUUAUGAUCGGUAAAUUAACAAAGAUUUCUUUGUUUUUUAAAAAAAAAAAAACAUAAAUAAUCAGCAACAUUAAUGCUGCUGAUUAUAUUUUAACUUGGACUUCUUCUUUUUCGCCUUCGUUCCAAUUAUUUGGGGUCAGCCACCUUUGUUCUAAACGUCCACUUGACCCGACCUCCCACCUCACAUGUACCGGUUGUCCUCAUAUCACACUCAAUUAAAUUUCAUUGUUGGCUUAUUCCAGAUUUCCUCAAUACUGUUAUAUGCAAAUAUCACGCACCAUAGUACUUACUUUUACCUGUGGUCCCCGCAUACAUCCGUGGUGGGUAUUAUUUGAAACGCCUCAUAUUGUUUGACAGAAUUUUACACCGGUACCUAGUCGACCUGACGCAACCCCAUCUGUCGUCUCUCACGGCAAAUAGAAACCGUGAGAGGUACCGUGGGAGUAUUCUGAUCCCAUUCUCACAAGGAGAGAUUAUUUAUCUUUUAUCUAGAUGUUUUAAAAUGUAUCUUUAGCCGAUACUGGUUAUAACUGACAUUAUAGACUUCGUCCCCGAAUUUAUAAUUGGAUAAAUAGUAUAUUAUAUAAUUAUAUAUAUGCAUUUGUAUAUUUAUUUAAAAUUUCUUUAAUUUUUAAAAUAUGUAAAAUGUGCAUUAAAAUUAAAUUAUAAAUAAUAAUAAACAGCAGAUAUUAUAAAACUAUUACCAUGGGAAUCUCAAUAAUAAUGCUACAGGAUUGAUACAGAAGAAUAUUUAAUAAUAAAUAAGAUACAUGCCAUUUUUUUUUUUGUCCAUAAAUUGUAAGCUUUAGCUUUUAGUUUUUAGUCUAAUACCUAAAGUCUGUUUGUUUUGUUAAAUGUAAUUACUAAUUAUAAUAAUAAAAUUGAAAUAACUAAGAAACGAUAAAAAUAAAUGAUUUGCUGAUGACGAUAGUGUGAAUGGUUUUACAAAAAACACUAGCCAGCAUAAUAUUUCCAUUAUUAAAUAUACCUAAUACCUAUAUGUAUAAAUGUAUACAGUAUAAUCCGCUUAAUGGACACGAAUUGGCUAGUCCUGAACGAAUGUAUUCAUUUAAGGCAAUUUAACUUCGUUUAUCUGGGACAAACUAUCGGUUAUAAGGGACAAAAAUAAAAGCGUCUAAUUAGAUAUUUCGACUUAAAUUAUCUAUCUACUUCUUAUCGAAACUGUAAUUAUCUAAUCUUUACAGCUCCAUUAUGUAGGUAAUGUCAAUCACUUAUCCAAUCUUUAUAGCUCUAUUAUAUAGGUAAUCAUUUGUUUUUCUUCUACUACCACGAUAAGAGUCGACUGGCCUACGUACAAAAUUGAAAAACUCUAGUUCGCGUUCUUUCGUCUCUGCGUAUUUACGUAUGUGUGUUUUUGUUGAUCUCAGUUUGUGUUAAUACGUAACAAUUAUGUCCCGUAAAGAUGUAUCGUUGAUUGAAAAAAUUUCUAAUCUGGAUAAAAUUAAAGCUCAACCUCAUUCUUCCGGUCUUCGUGAGUUAGAAGAGAAAAUAAUAGGCACCUCUAAAUCGGUACUAAGCCGAUUGAAAAAUAAUCAAAAAGCUAUUCGUGAACAGUGGGAAAAAUUAAACGACAACAAAAGUGCACCAGUAAACAGAAAAAGAAAGCGAGAAGGCAAAGAUCCCGAAGUAGACAAAGCUAUGAACGAAUGGUUUUCUGCUGUUACGGAACGUGGUGUUCGUAUUUCGGGCCCCAUGUUACAGCAGAAAGCUGAAUUUUUUGCUGAAAACAUUGGACAUGGUAAUUUUAAUGCUACAGAAGGUUGGAUAAGUCGUUGGAAGGACCGGAAUAAUAUUAAAUUCAAGCGAUUUCACGGAGAAAAAUCAAGUGCUGAUACAAAUGGAGCUGAUGAAUGGUAUUUAGUUAAAUUACCGGAAAUUCUUAAAAAAAAUUUUUCUUAUUAGUUAUUCGGUUAAUCGGGACAGUCGGAUAAUGGGGACAAAUAGGUCACCGCCCAAUUUGUUCCAAUUAAGCGGAUUCUACUGUAUAUACAAUAUUUUACAAUACCAGCUGUCCUUACUAUGAAUGUGCACCGUAUGUAUUAGACGAAAGCAAAUUUUUAAAAAUAAAAAUGUAUCCCUCCGUAUUUCCCAUGCCUAUCACAGUUAACCGAUGUUGCUCGGUAAUUUAAUGAUUCACGUUUUCAAAAGGGUACUUAAAUCCGCGACAAGCAAAAAAACUAAUAGUAAGUAAUUGAUUUUGCAUCCAUAUGUCACCCCAGUAACCCAUAAAUCAAUAUGAAAAAAUAGAUUUUCGUUCCGAAAAUACCAAAAGACUUGUCAGUCAGUGGCAAAUAUAAGGGGUGAUGAGGGCUAUUAUCCCUACUCUAUUUACUUUCCAGUACACUCUUAUAACUUGAUUUAUUAUUGAGUUCAUCAUAAAUGAAUGCGUUGUAUGCAUUUUCAAAAUUGUCCCUCCCCGUUAUCUUCUCCUGGAUCUACCCCGGGUGUCAGAUACCCUUAAGACUAAGGGGUUGAAUUUUGGAAAUCCGAAGUGGUGUACACGAACCCAUUCAUCCGCUUCUGUAACUAAACGUGCGCUAGAUUCGGCUGUAGAUCGCGCACAGACAAACAAAUAAACAGGACAGACACUUCUUUUUAUUAAUUUAGAAACAGAAUAGACGAAUAGACUUAAGAUAAUUAAAUAUCGUUACAAUUAAACAAUUAGUUUACUUACUUAACCCAACUUACUGAACUUACUUAAUGUAGACACUUGAAUACCUGAUAUAUUAUAUUGUAAUCCACAUAAUCAUUAUUUCUCGUUCACAUAUACAUUUAUAUGUAUUUUAUAUGUAGAUUAUUUAUUUGUUUGGUUGUAAAAUACUGUUUAGAUUGAUUAUAUAUGUUUAUUUUCGUCAAAGGGCUAAUCCCGUAAAAUAAAUUAAAUUAAAAACUAUUAUUAUUACAAUAAAAGUAAAAUAAUUAAAAUAUCGAUGAAACAAUCAAAUAAUUCAGGUAUUGUUUUAAUGAUGUAAAUGUAAAUGGUUUCACAUACAAAUUCCUGCUCCCAAAACCAACAUUCUGGGUGUAUAACACUGUACACAAAUCAAACAUAUGAACAUUUUUCAGUGUACAUAUAUAUUUGUUUUAUAAAUAGGAACCAAUUGAAAUUGAAGAUACAAGUUGCCAAAAUUUGAACCCUGGAACUCCACCCGUGGAAUCGUGUUCACUUGAACCUAAUCAAGAUUGCGUAGUUACUGAGUACUCGAACUGGACUGCUUGUUGUGGAGGAACACAGCGUAGGAUAAGAAGUAUAGUAAUCGAACAAAAAAACGACGGAGCUAAAUGCCCACCGGUAAAUUAAUAUUUUUUUUUUUUUCUAAAUCUUAGUAGAAUAUAUUUACGAGUAUUAUUAGUAACGUUACGAGAAUAGGGGUAUUUUUUUUUUUUUGUGGAAGCAAUAUAAUUAUUGUUCCUGACGUUCCUGUAAUUUUAUAGACUGGUGGGUAGGUACGUAUUUUGUACUUAAUUAUAGAUAGGUCUAUCUUCGUGCAGAUGUUUAGAGGGCGGGAGAAUAAUUUUAAUGUUCACUUCGAUAGGUAGUAAAAAACAUCCGUGACGCAGCUGUGUAUACAUACACAGUAACAUACCAAAACAUUAGAUUUACAUGUUUUAAUUAUAUUUCGCGUAAUAGAUUUAGUUUUAAAAUUAAAUUAGGCAGUUAUGAUUUUAUAUUUAUUUUACCGUAUACUGAUAAGAAUUUUGUAUAAAAUACGACAGCGGGUAUAAUACUAUUAUCUUUCCAGCUUUCACAAAACUUAUAUAUUUUGUUGUGUAUAUUAUUUAUACUGUAAGUACAUAUUAUUAAUUAGACACGUUUUUAAUUGCUAUUAUUACUUGAUUGUUUUAUUUUAGCUUACAGAAUCACGUUCUUGUAAACCGAACGAUCAAUCAUGUUCUAACAAUAUUUCAAAAGGAUAUCAAUUAAAAGUCAACCAAUGGCAACAGUGUAUGCCGUUCACAGAACACACUAUGGGUGACAAUGGUGGCAUAUUAAAUUCUGGCUCGCAUACCGAUACCUUUUAUAAACACUGGCCCCAAGUGGGCACACAAAAGCGAUCUAUGAGCUGUUAUGACGAAUCUGGUGUUCUUGUUUCUCUUAGUUUUUGUGAAGACAAACAGUUGCCCACUAACACCAGAGCAUGUAUCAUAGCCCAAGAUUGUGUUGUUAGCGAUUGGACAGAUUGGGAGGUUACGCAAGGUGGUUGCGUUAGCGCUGGUGGAAAAGUAUAUUAAUAUAAAAUUCCUAUUUAAAUACGUUAGUGUUAAUAAAUUUAUCUGAUUAAAGAUCCGUGCUGAAGAAGCAAUUAGGAAGCGUCAAAUUCUUCGGCUACAUGAAGGACAAGGUUCACCAUGUCCUCAUCUGGUUGAAACAAGGACUACAAAAGAAAAUUUACCAUUAUGUGCUGAUAAGUAAGUUUAUAUAAGCUAAAUAUUUAAUGAAUAUUUAAUCUUAAAACUGACAACAAAUUUUAAUAAAUACCCGUGUACACAUAUAAAUAUUAAUCGUGUGGAAAAAACAAAGACAGCAUAUGCAAGUAGUUAACUAGAAUCGGGUGUUAGGAAAUUGGCAUUUCAGCAAAUUGACUUGUAUCGAAUUGGUAUGAUACAGUAUAUCCUUAACAAAAUAAUUUACUUUUUAGAAGGAAACUUCUAUAGGUUUAGCGACUAAACGAGGGUUAUAAACAUUUCUAAAAAAAGAACACGGUAAUAUAUCUACACAAUUGUAAUUAAUUUAUUAUUACAAUAACCAUAGUAUGUGAGAGUCUUAUGUUUUUGUGAAAUUAAAUUAAUACUAUUUAUUAGUUAGGUACUUCAAAAUUAAUUUAUUUUCCAUAAACUAGGUAAUAGUCUAUUAGUGGAGUAUAUAAUGUUAAUUUAUUUAUUAGUCAAGAAUAAUAUUCGUUAUUAUAUACUUUAACAUGGAUUUUAGAUACAAGUGGUUAAUAUCAAGUUGGACUAAAUGCUCUCAACCUCUUUCUAAUGCAUCAGUUCAAUGUGGUGGAGGACUUCAAUUUAGAAAUAUCACAUGUAUUGAAAUUAAGUCUAACCAAUUUAUGGAUCCAUCAAUUUGCAGAAUUCUAGACACACCACCAACAAUUCAAAGGUUAUUAAAAUAUCAACUUGUCUACAUAGUCUUUAACACGUUCAUAAAAUACAUUUCUAUUUACAGAUGUGAAAUACCCUGCCCAAGAGAUUGUCAAGUUGGACCAUGGAGUGUAUGGAGCCCCUGUAUGCCAUCAAAAUGUCCUGCUGAAAUUAUAAAUGAAUCCUCAGAUGGUAAAGUAUAGAUGUCUUUUAAAAUUGAUAUUAUUUAAUUUUUGAAAUUUUGUAUUGAGAGUAGAAGAGACUGGAUUUAGAAAAAGAACUCGACCAGUAAUAAUACCACCUAGUGAAUAUGGAGUUCAAUGCCCCAGUCUCAAUGAAGUCCAACCAUGCCGAAACCCACUAUGUUAUAUUUGGGAUUAUGACCAAUGGGGAAGUUGUAUGCUUGAUGAUCCUAGUGAAAAAUGUGGUACUGGACAAAGGAGUAGACAGGUUUAUUGUACAACACAUGAUAAGGUAAACAUUGAAAUACCAAAAUAUACCUAUGUGAUUCCCGGAAUUUUUCCAAAUCAAAUUUCCAAAAAACUUUUUUUCCAAAUGAUUUAUUUCUCGGCUGGUACAUAUUAUAAUAUUUCCUAAAUAGUAUUCAGCCAAAAAUAAAGUGGUUAGAUUUUCAAAGGCGCAUGAGGUCUACACCAUGAAUUACGCAACCUUCAAUGAUUUGUACUCCAUAAUUGGACUUGCUUCAUAAAUCAUAAUAUUGUAUUUAAAAUAAAACAAUAAACUAAUAGAAAUCAGAAAUUAAAGUAAUCUAAGCUCUCAAUGAGUAAAAUAAUUUUAGUUGUUCACCUAUUGAACUGAACUGAAAAACAAGCUUAACUAAUCAGUUUAGUGAAAACAUUGCAAAAUUUGCAACCAUGCGAGAGAUAGAGCACAUAUGGACAGACAUUAAUAAAUUACACACUUAAUACCUAAUUUGUAUAAUUUUAAUUAAUUUUUGAUAAUUUGAAAACUGUUUGGGAAAUAGGUUAAUAUUGUUCAGGAAAAUGCUGUUUGAUCAUUUUGAUUCGGGAACUCAUACAUAUACUAUAUUUCAUAAUCUUUAAAUGUUAGAUAUAUAAUUGUUAUACAUUAUUAUGUUAGGAAGUAGUACAUAACUCGUUAUGUUCUAAAUCUAAACCAAAAGAAUCCGAACCAUGCUCUGUACCAUGCCCAGAAGAUUGUGUAGUAUCUGGGUGGUCAGAAUGGAGUGAAUGUUCAAUGGGAUGUUCGAUUAAUUAUGAUAUUGGUGUUCGGUACCGGAACCGUACUGUUAUUGGACCUCCAGGACCGACUGGCCAUGCAUGUCCGUCCAAAGAUGAUAUGGUUCAGUACGAAAAUUGUAACACUCAUGGAUGCUAUGGAUAUAGUUGGUUAGUUUUACCAUGGACAGACUGCAAUGGAACGUGUGGUCGUGGAGUACAGACAAGAGAAGUUUGGUGCAUGAGAGGAAAUGACCAACAUAUUGAAGAUGAAAAGUAAAAAAUAUAUUAACACAAAAAUGAAUUAGUUAAACUAGUGUCUAACUAUUGAAUUUUACCUUUUUUUAGUUGUAUGGAGUUACAGAAACCAGUGACAACAAGAGAUUGUUUUAAAGAUUGUGAUAGCAAAGUUUGUGUUCUAUCAGAUUGGAGUGAUUGGUCGGAAUGUCCUCAAGACUCAUGUGUAAAUGGUAAAUACUUAACACAAAUUAAUUUAAAUAUUUAUAUAUAUAUAACAUAUAAAUUAAUUAAUCAUAAGACCUAACAUUCAAUAUUCAAUGACUUCACAUAUAUAUAUUUUAUAAACCAUUACUAAUGUAUAUUCAAUUAUUGCACACAUGGAUAUUUAAUUUUCAACUGAAAAUUUAAAUUGUAAAUGUAAAUGUUAUACCAUACUGCUUAAUACAUUUAAUGAUUUCAUAAUAAUUCUACCGAUUUACUGAUUUUAUAUGAAAUAUCCGAUUUGUAAAUAUUUUUUACUAAGCUCAAUUGUACAUGCUAUAAUUUUUAAGACUCAUCCAAAUUUAAACUUAAAAAAAAAACUGUUACAUUAAAAUUUUUUUUCAAUUAACCUCAUGCAAUAUUAUUAAGCAUUUCUGAUUGACCAAAACAGUUUUACGGGUAUAAAACCAAAUAAAAAUUCGAUAAUGUUAAAUUCAUUUAUAUAGCUUGAAAAUCAACAUAAUAUUUUAGCGCAUCUAGAAAAUUCUAAUUCAGAUAUUAGCCGUUUUUACCACAAUCGAAUAGUUACUGUUGAGUAACUAAAUGAUACUUAAAUGAAAAAAAUCAAAUUUGUUGCAAUGAUCAAUCAUCAGAAAUUAUUAUUAGUGUAAAAAUCAAAAUACUUAGGUACUUCGACAACUGACCUAAAAUCUAGUAAGUUAAUAAAAUUUCACAAUGUUUAAAAUUAAAAUUGCCUUUAAAAAUCUACAUGUUAUUUCUUUGUACAAUCUACUAGUGGAUAAUUAAAAAAUAAUAAUAAUUCACAAUCAUAGGUAAUAAAAAAUCAUCAAUUGAUCAUGUAUAUAUUUAUGCAAUUGUUAAAUUAUUUAUUCUAGUGAAGAUUAUUCAAUAUUAUUUUGUAUUAAUUAGUUCAUAGAUUUUAAAAUUUAUUAAUAUUAUAGAACACACAGAUUUAACCAAAUUCAAACGGCAACGAAACCGAGUAAUUCUCGGUGGUGAAUCUUGCGGCCCAGUAUUCGAAGAGGAAAUAUGUCAAGUUCCUAAUAGAGUAUGUCCUAAAUAUUUCUGGGUUUUGGGUGUUUGGUCCCAUUGUCAGUUAGCUGAAGAUGUCACUUGCGGUCAUGGUCUAAGAACAAGAGGUAAUUAAUGAAAUUAUUUUUCUUAUGUGUUUGAAUUUGUGGACUUCAACUUUUCAAUUUGGUUUAUUAUAGAUUUCUGGUGUACCAAAGACGAUUCUCCUGUUCAUGUUGAACUGAAACAUUGCCUUCAGUAUCAAAACAUAACUCCAAGUAGUGUUGAACGUUGUCAUGUUGACUGUCAAACACCAUGCCAAAUGACUGAAUGGUCUCAUUGGUCAUCAUGUCCUCAACCAUGUUCGGGUCUACGUACAAGAACUCGAGAUCUCAUUGGUGGUUCUAUAUCACAUCCUGCUUGUAAAGGUGUACGUCAAGUUGAAGAAACACAAUGCCCAUGCUCUGAAUAUUUUCUGGAACCUAAUUCUGAGUGGUCAUUUUGUUUAACAAAUGAAACUGAGGGAUGUGGAGCUGGUACCCGAUAUAGAUCAUUAGGAUGUUAUAACAUGGAUAAUCAUCUUGUUGAUCCAUCGUAAGAAAUUUGAUUGUUAUAAAUAAAAAGUUAUAUUUAUGAGUCAAUUUUGUACAGAUUAUGUGGUGGUGGUACAGGCAUCGAAGAAGAACCUUGUUUAGUACCAUGUUCCAUUGAUUGCCAAAUGUCUGAUUGGAAUGAAUGGGGUGUGUGUAAUAGAUUGUGUGGACCAGGAAUACAUCACCGCUAUAGAACAGUAAAUUAUUGACAUUUAUCUCGUUUUUUAUAAUAAAACUCAUUAUCCAAUAGAUUGAACGGAAUGCAACAAAUGGUGGAAGACCAUGUGGUGAAACCGUUCAAACCAAAGUUUGCAAUACUCCUUGUAAUAGUUUUCAAUGGGUGACAGGCCCAUGGAGCCAGUGUAAAUUACCACAGACUGUUGCAUCAAAAGACUGUGGUGAAGGGGAAAUGUUUAGAACAGUUCGGUAAAUUAAUUAAUGGAUUUAUUAUCUAAAAUACUAAUUAUAUAGCAUUAUAUAUUUUUUAAGAUAAAAAUGUAUGUAAUGUGCAAUACCAAAAGGUUUUUUGUAUUAAAAAGUCCAAUUGUUUUCACUAAUUUGUUGUAAUAGAUGUGUUCACAUAAAUACUGGUAUAGAGAUGUCAGAAGAAUACUGUGAUUGGACAGUACGGCCAGAUGGAGUAAAUUUAUGUACAGUUGCAUGUCCUGGAGAUUGUGUUUUAAGUGGUUGGUCAAAUUGGUCCAUUUGCCCAAAAGUAAAUAUAUAUAAGAAGUUUUUAUUUAUUAUUUAAAACAUGUAUUACAACACUUCAGUCAUAGUUAUUAGUUUAUUACUAACAAUAUUAAUGAUUGGACAAAUAUUCAUACUUUUAUUAGAAUAUUAUUGUAUACUACAUAAUAUUAUAAUAACUAGAUUAAAAAAAACUAUGUAGGUACUAAAAAUAAUAAUAGUUGGUAAUAUAAUUUAAAUAAUUUCUAUUCUUUUUUUUUUUACACCAACAGCAGUAAGGGAUUUGUUUUCACAAUACUUCUCCACCGUGGGUAGAUAGGUCUACUGGGAAGCCAGGAAUUUUCCAGGGGCUCCUCCAAUAGGGCACUUGGAUUGCUUUUGUAUGUUAGUCCAUGUAUAGGGUCGAUAAGUAAACAAAAAAUAGACAUCAGUAGAGGCUCUUUUAAAAUUUCCCCAUGUUCCCCACUGCUUCCAUUGUUUAUUUAUACAUAUAUUAAAAUCCUGUUUUCCCCUUUGCGAGGCAGGCUCACAUUGAACUUAAAGUAAUUAGUUAAAACUAAGAUGUGGGAUGAGCAGAUUAACCAACGUAAUCCCCUUACAAAGUGCUAACUUUAGCCUAACCUAUACAUACAACCUUGAGCCAAUGGUGAAGUCCCCAUAGGAAUGGACUGUCGUACCAGAAGAUAUAAAACUGCCAGACGCCGAUUAACUCUCACCUCCAUUGACUGAGCCAUUGUGGUUUUCAAAUGUCAAUCAAUCUUCUGGUAGCAGUUUGACCCAAUUUGUACUUAAAUUAAUUUAAUUUGGACCUUAAAAAAUAAUAUAUUAUUUACACUCAUAUAAUUGUACACAUUAACAUAAAAUGUAAAACUUAAAAUUAUUUAUUUUUUAAAAGGAUUGUCUAUCAUCGCAAGAACAACAACGUACUAGGUUAUUGCUUAGAAGUCAAAGUCCUACAGGCGCUAACUGUCCUAUAGCCAUACAAACACAACCUUGUCGUUUAAAUUACACUUGCUUUAAAUAUGCCUGGAAAACAAUAUCAAAAGUAUCAUGUUUACCUUUGGGAGGAAGCCCAUGUGGUGAGGGUAUGUCUGUUGGAUCAGUUUAUUGUGAAAGAAGCGAUGGUAGAACAGUUGAAGAUCAGUAAUAUUUGCAUUUUAUUUUAUUUGUAACAUACCAUACCAUAUUAUAUUUUAAUUCAAAUAUACAUUUUUUCAUAGGUUUUGCGCUGACUUAACCAAACCUAAUCCAUUGGAAAAAUGGUGCUACAUCGAUUGCCCCGUUGAUUGUGUGCUCGAAGGAUGGUCAUUAUGGAAUGCAAGUUGUUCUUGCAAUGACACAGGUUGGUUCAAUAUUUAACAGUUCCCGCAUCCUCUAUUACUAUAGAUGAAAUAAAACACAUUAAUAUUAUAACUUGUAUUUAAAGGAGUUUCACGGAGAGCUUAUACAGCUAUGAAUCCAAGUCCAACUGGUAGACAAUGUCCUAUGACUAUUGAACAAUGGAAGCCUUGUCCAGCAGUUCCGUGUUAUAGUUGGUCGCUUGGACCAUGGUCUGCAUGUCAACUUCAUGUAAGUUUUCAAAUAUUCUUUAAAUACUUGAAAAUAUAAAUCUACUCUGGGGAAUUUUAAAUAUUUUGUAAUAGUACUACAUAGAUUUUUUUUGUUUAUUCAUCUUAUGUGUGUUUCCAAAUAGCUUCCACUAGACAUUACUUCCCCCUGUCCGAAUGCACCUGAGUUCUGCAUAUGCUAUAUACCAUAUUAUCAGCAUUGUAUUAUAGAAAAAUUAGUAAAAAAUGUGUGUAUUUUUAUUAUUUAAAGGGAGCUGCCUGUGGACACGGUGUAACUACCAGAAAUGUAACAUGCAUGAGGACUAAUGAUGGUGAAAUGGUUGAAUCUUCUUUUUGUGGUUCAUUGGGUCAGCAAAAACCAUUGUCUUGGCAGAAUUGUUAUGUAUCCUGUGGUCCUGGCUGCACCCUAUCUGAAUGGAGCCCGUGGUCACACUGCCAUGGCGAUUGUUUAAAAGAAACUAUAGGUUAUGAAACCAGAUCCCGUACAGUAAUUUCACAAUCACCAGCUGGCACUACUGCAUGCACCGAUCCUCUUUGGGAGACUCGAGAUUGCCGCAUACAACCUUGUCUGACCUACGAAUGGGCAUUGACUGCAAAUGCUGAUGUUAUUUGCCGCAGAUCUGAUGGACUUGUUGUUUCAGAAUGUAAGGAAAACAUUAUUUUCCAAUUUAUACAUAUUGCUAUUAUUUGAAUUUAUCCAAUAUAGAUAUAGGUACAUAUAUUUAUAUAUGAAAAAAUAAGUAUGUAGCAUACAUUAAUAACUAUUAAGGGUGUAUGGCAUAUCUUGACUAGUUAAUUCAUCAUCACCUUAAUUGAACAUAAGCCGUUAGAUUUUACACAGAGACUCCUUAUAUAAUGUAGGUAUUAAAUACAAGAAAGUGGUUUUCGAAAUUCAUCAUCUACGAAAGUUAAAUUAUUUUUGGGUAUGGCUUCCUAGGAACUAAGUCCUGAAAGAAUAAAUUCAGUAUCUGAUUACAUGAAUAGUAAUGAUAAUAAUUUGUUAAUGGAAAUAUACAAUUUAAUUUACAAAAAAUUAUUAAUGACACACGUUAGGAACAAUAUUAUAAAAAUACUAAUGCAAUAGAUAGGUAUCUAUAUUAUAUACAAUCUAAUAAAAUGGCUACAUAUUGUGUUAAUAAUUCAUAAAGAUACCUUUGAUUUGAAGUUGAUCAUAGACAAAACCAAAAUAUUAUAAUUAAAUGUAAUUUCAGAUUAGAUCUCUUUAAAUAGAUUUGUAAACUAAUAAUCUAGGUAAUAUUAACAUAAAUAUGAGGUACUUUCAAAUUUUAAAAUAAAUUAUAAGAAACUCAAAAGCUUUAAUGACUUAAUUUUACUCGUUAAAAAUAUUAAGCCUCUAAAAUUCUAGUAGAUUAUAAUAUAGGCGUGGUAAAAUAUGAUCUUGCCUACAUACAAAUAGCUACUUAUUUCAGCCUUGCAUAAAUAAAACAUAAAAUAUAUGGAAGAUAUAAAAUAUCGAAACAUUUUUAUAUAAUAGACUGUAGUGAGAUUAUUUAAGUUAUAAAAAAAACUAAAAUAAAUAAACAAAUAGUAUUGGAUCAGGUUGAAGUUUAGAAUGAGAGUGGCUGACCCCAUAAGUUGGGAUGAAGGCAAAGGAAAAGAAGAAUACAAACAGUAACUACUUAUCGAAAUACACUGUGUCCACAGAAACAGAGAACACUUUAUAUUUUUUACCUUAUGAGUUAUGUAUACUUUUGAAAUCGGUUUUCGGAAGUUGAUUACUGGGCCAUUAAUUUUUCUGACAUACAAUUUACAAAUAAAUCUCAUAAGGUCAGUUUUAAAUUUAGUACACAAGUUGGUGUAUCAUUGUGGCUUGUAAAAAGUCGGCAAAUCUAAAUAGGAUUUUAAAAAUAAGGAUUUUAAUUUUAAAAAAAGUUUUGUUACUUAUGCGCAGAAUAUAUAAGUUAAAUAAAUUGAUAGCUUAGUUAUUUAAUUUUUUUUAUUCAAAAAAUCGCGUUGAAAAAAAUUUGCAUAAAUUGUUUCCUGUUUUUGUGUACACACUGAUUGAAUGUAUAACAUAAUUUUAAAGUAUUCAAAUUUCUAGUGUUGAACUAAAUUGAAUUAAUUCACCUAACUAGAUAUUAUGUAUCAUAUAGCUUCUUGUAAUGAAAUGGAAAAACCAAAAUCAAUGUGCAGCACUCUUCAGGGUAGUUACAUUUGCACUAAGGACAUCUGCAUGCCUGACGACAAAUUACAAUGUGAUAAAUUGACCACUUGGGUACAACUUAAAGAUGAUCACCGCAUUAUUGAAUAUGCCUUAUGCUUUGGAUUUGGAAUAGGAAUGAUUGCUACGAUUACCAUUUUCCUCUAUUUUAUGCGGUGAGUUUAAAAUAAUUUAAUUUUUCACUGAAAUUAUGAACUUUUUAAUGAUAUAACAACUUACUUACAACUCUUUGUAUUAUAUAUUACUACAUAAUUGUGAUUUAUUUUUUAUUAUUAUUUUAGCCCAUCAAAAAAGCGAACAGAGUGCAAAUACCAUAAACAACCAGAAUUAGCAUAAAAUCUUAACAAUAUGGAAACCCAGUAUAAUAGGUAUAACCAACAUAUAAACUAUAAUAUCAAUUUUUUUUUCAAAUUAUACAAUUUAACUCUAAAAUUUAAUUACAUAUCCCUCAUAGUUUAAUAGGUGUUGUAUAUUAACUACAAUAAGUAAUAGUAUUAAUAGAAUUAAUAUUUAAAUAAUAUUAUUAAUUAUUAUCUGCUUUAGAUGUUCUAUAGUGGUCAUAAAAUAAUUUAUUUUUGACUGUAGGAUAUUAAUCAAAUAUUAAAUACCAAUUAUUAAUCAUAUUACUUAUCUUAAGGAUUUUAAAUGUAUUUUGUAGUUACUUAGAAUUUUUCUUGCAAAUGCAAAUCAAAUUUACUAACCCUAUCUAUUCAUUUUAUAAUAACGUAUACUUAUAUUAUUAUUAUUAUGAAAACUUGUUCAAUUGUUUGUUUUAAAUCUUGUUCAUGUUUUUGAAUUUAUGUUUUUGUUGUAUGUUAUGUUAUUUAGCAUGUACCUAUUUAUAAUUUUGUUUACAUUUUAUCUUACGUAAAUAUUAAUAAUAAAUUGAAAAAUACCUAAGUUUACACUAUUCAAAUCUUGGCAUUACAUUUAUUCAUAUAGCAUGCACUUUAUAACAUACAAUAACUCCAAACAAAUAAUUUCUAUUAAAAUUAUAAACAUUUUAUUUUAUUUUAUAUAUUUUUUUGUGAGUAUACAUUAAAAUUAGAAUUUUUUUAUAGAUAGCACCAUAUUCAAAAAUAAAAAUGGAAGUAUUUUAAUUUUUAAUGACUCAAAAAAUGUAUCAAUAUUAUAGAUUAAUUUAAUAAUAUGGUUAUAAAUGUAUAAAAACAUAAGAAAUAUAACAAAUUGAGAAAUCAAUACGAAAAAAAAAAAAGGUUGUUCCUGAACAGAAACUAAUAGAUAGGUUAUAAACAUAUAAAUAAUUGUUUUUUGAAUGUAUGAUUUUUACAAUCAGACAAAUCAAACCAAUUAAUAUGAUUCACUUGAGAAAAUAUACCAUCAUAAGGAUGAACAAAAAUAAGUAAACAAUAAACAUAGAUCUAUCCAAUAUCUGAGCUAGAAUAUACCAUUGAUUUUCUUUUAUUCUAGAAUUGUCUGAUUUAUCUUCAAUAAAUUCGUCCUUGAUAUCAUCAUUUUCUUUCUAUGAUUACAACAAAUUAAAUAAAAUUAGUCAAAUUGAUUAAAAUAAAUAUUCAAUGUUUUAAUUUGAUAUAAUAUUGCUUUUCAACCUAAGAGUUGUGACUCCCUUGGGGUCACCAGCUACCUAACUAUUAAGAAUUGUCAAAAUAUAAAGAAUCUUAAUUAUAAAUCUCAGAAACAACAAUAAAUAUCUUACAAAUUUAAGAAUGUUAAUUAAUAUUUGAAGAUGUAUGUAGGUAUUAUACAUAAAUAAUUAUCAGUAUCAGCUCUUUUUUAAUAUAAAAAGGUAUUUUUAAACAGUAAAUUUAAAUGUGAAAUGUUAUUCAAUUUCGAUAGGGAAAUAACCCAUCAAAACACAAAAUAAAAACCAAGACAAGCACGAUAUCAUUUUAUACAUAGAGUUUACUAAAUAAUUUCAAUAUCAUGCAAAAUAAUAAUAAUAUUUAUUAAUAUAAAUUAGAUACCUUCAAUGAUGUAAAUCUCAUUACAGUUCCAAAUUUCGUGUUCAAUAGUUGAGUAAUAUAUUUAGGUACUUUUUCAUUAGGUUGCUUAUAUUUAGCUAAAUUGUGUAACACCACGGAUAAUAUCAUCGAUAGUGUGACCAUACCCAACGAGUUUGAAUAGAACAUUACUGCAAAUCACAUAAAGUGUAAAUAAUAAAUUUAAAAAAAAAAUUGACAUAAUAUAAUAUUAUAACAUUAUUAGGUAGGUAUGUAUACUCAUGAAGUUUGGGUACAGUUUUGUUUCCAUACAAGACAGAACUUAUUUAUCUUUUUAGUAAAAAAAACUUACCUAUUAAUGGAAUACGGUCAUUCAUAAUAGGAACAUUGCUGGAAAUUAUCAUUAAUAGUAAACAUAUCAUGACUAAUGUAACACCACUCAACAUAAAUUUCUCUGACGAUUCUGGUGGCAGCCAAAAAACAGAAAGCGUCAGUAGUACCACAACUAAAAAAUAACAAACGGUCAUAUAAUUAUACAGAAUAUCGAUUUAACAUAAUCUGUUAGUUUUCUUUAGUUAUUAUAUUUAAUAAAAUUAAUAUUAAACUAAGUUAGGAAUUUAAAAUAUUAACUUAUUGUAAUGGUCUAUGAUACAUGUUUUUGGGUGUACCGUUCCAUUUAGAAACCAUAUAAGUUUUUACUAAAAAUAAUUGCUUUCAUAAUAAAAUUGUUCUAUACUAAUACAUUAAACAAAACAAAAUAAAAAACAUUUUCAAUUACAAUAAUAAUUAGGUACCCACCUAGAGCUGGAAUGACGACUAUAGUAUGAUAUGCUGGCAUUUUUCUUUUUAUUGUGAUGCUGAAGUGAAUAUCUUCGUAUAUGUCGUUGGAAUUGCAAGAAUAUCUCUCAACUCUACGUCUUUGAGUCACCUUUGUGAUUUUCCAUUUGCAACCUUCGUCCAAAUUGAUCAUAUCUGCAGUCUAUUAAUAAAAAAAACCCAUUUUGGUUUUAUACUUAAAGAUAAAAAUAAAUGUUUUUUAUUUUAAAAUCGUAAAUAUUAUGGCCUUUCAGAGCAUGUAUAACCGGACCCUACUCAGAAUCGUUUUUCGUUAGCGAUGAUUAUAUCUUUGCGUACAGAUAUACAUUCAAUUUUCCCUCUAUCUUUCUACCUUCUCACCUACAACAAUGGCCCAGACAUCGUACAAAGUAUGUUCGUCUAUGUUUUAUUUGAUGUACCUAGGUACUAUGAAGUUUGCUACUACACUAAUCAUCCUUCCACAAAAAAAAAAUAUAAACAAAUUAAUUUAAUUACCUAGAUAUUCAUUACAAUUUAAAAGAUAUAAUAAUAAUAAAUUAUUAAUUACUUUUAUUAAAAUAAAUAACAGUGCUACAGCCAGAAUGCACUAGAGGCACCUCCCCUCCACCGGAAAUCUUUCGUUUUUUUAAUACAACAUUCAUGAAAUUGUAACAUUCAAAAUUCUAAUCAAAUUAGGAAUAUACUUUUGCACAUUUUAUUUUUACUCUUUGGCAGAAAUAUAGCCUAUAGGCAUAGGUAUCUAAAUAAAAUACACCUAGUUACCUAUUUAAUAUAAUUGUAUAAUAUAUCCAUGUCGACAUAUAUCCACUUCGAGGUUAAGGAUUUAUAAUUUAACGCAACGUGUUUAAAUUUUAUUAACGAAAAUAAUCAUUUAAAAAAGAGAAAAUAUUUCCAUCGCCAAUGAUCCAUUUUGGAUUAUUAUCUACCUACUCCUCAAUUUCAGUUUAUAUUAAACUUGCAUAACAACUUAAAUUUUUAACUAUCUAUAACUAAUAUGUAUUCAAUGAUUUCAUAAAUACAAUUUCAUUUUUGAUAAUAUUUAUAUUUUUGUAGGUGCGUUUAAAAAAUGUAAAUACCUACAGGUAACCCUAUACGGUUAUACUUUAAAAUUCCACACAUAAUCAAUGAACAGAACUUAUUACCUAUCAAUUACCUAUUUAUGUAUUGGUAUAUUAAUUUAUUAUUGUUUUGGAUUUCGGUAACUAUAUUAUAAUUUAAAUAACCAUACGUUUAUGUUCUGGUUUAUUUGCAUGCUAACAGAAUUGCCAUCAUACGUCCAAGAACCGAGUCUUAAUGAACAUGUGUGCUCUCCAAAUGGCCAAUUUGUUAAAUCCACAUCACAAAAUACCCGAUACUUCGCUGGUGGUAUCCAAUGAACCAUACCAUCUGAACGGACCACACAGUUAAUCUUUCCAUAUGUUUCGUCGUAGUUAUUGUCAGCACUGUGGAUAGUAAAAGAUUAUUUCAAUUUACCAUUGAUCACAUUUAUUAUAAAAACUAUAGUUGUAUCGUUAAAAUUGUAAAGCAAAAUGAAAUAAAUUGCAAAAUUGGAAAA
Cinara cedri is the source of this 22283-nucleotide messenger RNA. The record is from the annotation of a GenBank genome assembly. Lineage: Eukaryota; Metazoa; Arthropoda; Insecta; Hemiptera; Aphididae.